Messenger RNA from Zea mays, 2919 nucleotides. RefSeq lists its product as uncharacterized. NCBI's taxonomy places the organism in Eukaryota, Viridiplantae, Streptophyta, Magnoliopsida, Poales, Poaceae. Bases 239 to 2512 code for a protein of 757 amino acids. The record is from RefSeq and is a predicted model, not a curated record. Gene Ontology annotation, molecular function: ATP binding; ATP hydrolysis activity. The transcript has 15 exons.
ACCUCUUUCAGUGACAACAUGUACACUUAUGUAUUUAUGUUGCGAUGUUGCUUGCUUUCGAGCAUUGUGACACAGUCACACUGCUACCAAUAUUUUUAUCUAACACAAUUAAGAAGUAGAAAUGUGAUGUUCUUUUAGCAUUUUUUUUCUUUGGUUUGGAGGGGACCCAAGAAAUGCUACAAGUUUUAUUUGCUUCUAAUGAAAAUUAUUGAUAUGUCGUCGGUUCCAAGCGAUAGAUAUGUCGGCUAAUCGUCUCAAGGAGAAGGAUCCACCCCUGAUUUUGUACCUGCACUUAAAAGCGCACAAUGUCGAAAAAGAACUUGACAUCAGAUGUACCGUUGCUCAUGUUGCAGCCCGAGGUUGUAGCUACACAGGAACACAAAUUCAGAUAGGGAUAAGUCCGGGCGCAAAAAAGCGGGAAACAAAGCGAAGUUGGGGCGGCGAGACGCGAGACGCGAGACGCGAGACGCGAGAAAUGGCGGAGCCGCCUUUGGCCGCCGGCUGCACGACAAACUGGAGGAGGGAGGCGGAUGAGCGGCUGCGGCGCCUCCACUCCCUCCUCUUCGGCGCCGACGCCGCACUCGAGCACGGGGACGCCACGGUGGCGCAGGCGCUCGCGCUCCGCCUCCUCGGCUUCCUCGACUCUCAGGCGCUAGCCGCAGGCGCGGGCCCCGAGGACGCCGCCUUCGUCGCGCCCAUUCGCACCGCGGCUUCCGCUCGGCUAGCCGCCGCCUCACGCGCCCGCGCCUCUGACUCCGACCGUGCAGCUUUUGAGCUUGCAAGAACGGAUGUUGGCUGUGUUUUUGCAAAUCAGGGUGACAAUAAUGUUGAAAGAAUCCAGCGUUCGAAGUAUUUCCAAGCUCUUCUUCAGAAGUCUAAAGCAAAUGUUUCUGAACAACGGAAUGCAACAUGUCAAGAGUUCUCAGUUCAAUGGGCUCCAUGCGUCGAUGAAAGCCAAGCUGAAAUGGAAAAUGAGAAGCUAAGCAUCAGGGCUUCAAAGUUAAUGAUGCAAACGAAGUUGACAUCAUUGUAUAGCAGUAAGUCCUUGAAGACAAAUGGCGUACCCAACAAAAAUAUGUUCAAAUCAGAGAACUCAUCUAAAGUGUGUGCCGGUGUUGAAAAUAGAACAAGUCAAAAUAGUAACAGGCGGCAUGCUUACCUGGACGUUGAGGAGGAUGAGAAAUCCCAUGGGCAAUUGCAGAAUGCAAAGUGGAAACAUACAGGGUUCAGAAGUCCUAUAUUUGAGGUUGCAAAUUCUCCAUCAAGUAAUGAUGAAGCUGAUGCUCCUGCCAAUGAGUUUACGACUGCCAAGAGAAUGAUGGGGUUGGAUGUUGUGCAAAAGCCAGCACAAAAUGGUCCACAAGGUGCUUCUGUAUCACCACAAUGUGAUAACAACUAUAGUACACGGAAUUAUGGCGUGAGACCAAGUUGGAAUUCUCGUCGUGGACCACGUGGUAGUUUUAUACCCCCUAUCAGAAACAAUGGAGGAUCAGGUACAACGAUCUCACGGGUCACUGGUAAAAAUGACGAGUCCAUGGAAGAUUCAACAAGGAAAUGUAUUGAAAUGCUUUGUGCUCCUGAUGGUGAGCUUCCUGAGAAGCUGAGGAAUCUAGAACCUCGCCUUAUUGAACAUGUCAGUAAUGAAAUAAUGGAUAGGGAUCCUAAUGUCCGCUGGAAUGACAUAGCUGGUUUGGAACAUGCAAAGAAGUGUGUGACAGAGAUGGUGAUAUGGCCACUGCUACGUCCUGAUAUAUUCCGUGGUUGUCGGUCUCCUGGAAGAGGUCUACUGUUGUUUGGACCUCCUGGAACAGGCAAAACCAUGAUUGGAAAGGCAAUAGCUGGUGAAGCCAAGGCAACAUUUUUCUACAUAUCUGCUAGUUCACUAACAAGCAAAUGGAUUGGUGAGGGUGAAAAACUUGUUCGGGCACUUUUUGGUGUGGCCAGUUGUCGUCAACCUGCUGUCAUAUUUGUGGAUGAGAUAGACUCAUUAUUAUCUCAGCGCAAAUCAGAUGGUGAACAUGAAUCAAGCAGGAGACUGAAAACACAGUUUCUAAUUGAGAUGGAAGGUUUUGACACCGGAAAUGAACAGAUCUUACUUAUAGGAGCAACAAACAGACCCCAGGAACUGGAUGAAGCAGCGCGCAGGCGACUCACGAAACGUCUAUACAUCCCCCUUCCUUCAUUAGAAGCACGGGCUUGGAUAAUUCGCAAUCUAUUGGAGAAAGAUGGACUUUUCAUGCUCUCGGAAGAAGAAACAAGUGCCAUCUGUAAAUUAACUGAAGGCUACUCAGGAUCUGACAUGAAAAACUUGGUGAAAGAUGCCUCAAUGGGACCACUAAGAGAGGCUCUUCAGACGGGCGUUGAAAUCGCAAAGCUCAGCAAGGAGGAUAUGCGGCCAGUGAUGCUGAAGGAUUUCGAGAAUGCUAUGCGGGAGGUAAGACCUUCUGUUUCCUCAAGCGAGCUGGGGACUUAUGAAGAAUGGAACAGGCAGUUUGGGAGCCUAUCGAUCUAGUCUGUCGGCAGGCAUCAACGAAUACAAUCAUGUCGGCACUAUAGAAAAAGGAGCUCAACGAUUUUAGCCGGAACAUGACAUGCAUAACACAGCUCUACAGUUUAACAAUCUUUUGAAGCAUCAAAAUUUGAACUGUCUAUUUGGAGUGCUGAGUAAUAUCCAGGAGCCUACAUAUCAAAUAGUUUCAAUUGUUUUUAAAUCUUCACUUUUCUGUAAAUUUGUUUGCCUUGGUUUUGAUUGACAUAUGACUAGCGCGGAAGUCAAAUACUCCGUUCCAAAUUAUAAAAUGUUUUAGCUUUUCCGCAUACAGUUUUUUAGAUGAAUAAAAAAAUUAAUGUAUCUAUAAAAAGCAAUAUGUAAAGAGAUGGUACAACAUUGACAACAAAGAAGAAGAUUUGUGGGUCCAA